AUGGAGGGGCAAGAUAGAAGAGUUGAUGGCAAGAGAUUUGAAGGGGGUUGGCAACCGGUGUUUUAUAGAGGGAGAGCUGUUGGGUCUAGACGAAGGGGGCCAGGUUCGAAGCUGUUUUCCAUUUUUGUUGACAACCUUCCAUAUGAUAUGGAUCCUAAAGGCAUGUUUAUUAUGUUCUCUAAGUUUGGAGUGGUGAAGCAUGUCUACAUAUCAUUUAAGCGCAGCAAAGUGGGAACAAGAUUUGGGUUUGUUCGGUACGAGUGUGUAGUGGCAGCAAAGAUGGCGAUCCAGAAGGCAAAUGGGGUCUGGUGUGGCAAGAAACAACUGAAGGUAAAGUUUGCAGAUUAUGAUAAUGAGAAGGAUCAUCAGAGACGUCUACGAAUGGAAGGUGUAGCAGGGGAGGGCGGUGAACCAAAUGCAUCCAAUGUGCCGGUUCGGAAAGGCUUUGGGGUGAGUCCAUGUAGAGGAACAAAAUCGUACGCAGACAUAGUGAAGGAAGGGGUGGGCGAGGCGGAUAAGCUGCUAAAAGUGGCAGUAACUGACGAAGGCAGUGACUGGUUACAGAGCUGUAUGGUGGUGCGUAUUAAGAGUUUGUCGAUGCUGGGGGAGAUGCAGAGCUUGCUCUGGAACUCCAGUCUACAUGAAAUCCAUUUUCGUUUUGGGGGUGGGAAUUUAAUUCUAUUAAAUUUUCCAACCGUAGAGCUUUUACACCAGAAGUUUAGUUUGGUGGCAGACCUCAUUCAAGAUCUCUGCGAUGGUAUAAGAUUAUGGGAUGAAGAUUUGCCGAUGGUGACUUCUAGGCUAGUUUGGUUACACUGUUACGGUAUUCCUUUCCAUGCAUGGAACACUAGCACACUUCACAGUAUUGGAUCUUUAUGGGGGGACAUCCUCAGAGUGGAAGACAACCUUGCGGGAUCAAAAACACUGAACUGUGGCAAGGUAUUGGUUCAUACUAGGGCCUUGGAAGCAAUUAACUCAUCGGUAGAGGUUGAGUGUAACAGGAGAAUUUACAAGGUCUCGGUGGGGGAAGGAAGUUAG
This is a messenger RNA of Camellia sinensis, 1038 nucleotides long. The record is from RefSeq and is a predicted model, not a curated record. Lineage: Eukaryota; Viridiplantae; Streptophyta; Magnoliopsida; Ericales; Theaceae.